AUGGCUUAUCAAAUUGCUUUACCCCCGAAUUUGGCCAAUUUACAUGACGUGUUCCAUGUAUCACAAUUAAGGAAGCACAUGGUAGAUUCAUCCAAUAUUAUUGCGCUAGAUGAUAUUCAAUUGAAGGAGAAUCUUAUCUUCGAGGUCCCACCAAUAAGCAUCACAAACAGAACUACCAAACAUUUGAGGGAAAAUGAAAUUCCAUUGGUUAAGGUGAUUUGGAACCGGACAAUUGGGGAUGCUACUUGGGAGUUGGAGGAGAAGAUAAGGGAGCUUUACCAAGACAUUCUAAAUACCUCUUAG
Cicer arietinum (chickpea) is the source of this 303-nucleotide messenger RNA. RefSeq lists its product as uncharacterized. The record is from RefSeq and is a predicted model, not a curated record. NCBI's taxonomy places the organism in Eukaryota, Viridiplantae, Streptophyta, Magnoliopsida, Fabales, Fabaceae.